Naegleria gruberi is the source of this 1893-nucleotide messenger RNA. RefSeq lists its product as uncharacterized. The transcript has a single exon. The record is from RefSeq and is a predicted model, not a curated record. NCBI's taxonomy places the organism in Eukaryota, Heterolobosea, Eutetramitea, Acrasida, Naegleriidae. Bases 1 to 1893 code for a protein of 630 amino acids.
AUGAAACGAAAAGCUGUCGAAACUAAUCAUACUCCUCCAUCAAAAAAACUCACAAGCCAAAAACCCAAUUUAUUGGAAAAUAAUGAUGAACAUUAUUGUUUUUUAGAUUUAACAUUUUCAUCAAAAUUACUUUCCACCAAAAUUGCAGACAUUCCACACAAGGAAAAAUUUGAAACAAUUAUGAAACCAAUAUUCGAAUAUUCUUUCGGAACAAGUUAUGAUGAAAGUGCUCAUGUUUGGGAUUUCCAAAGUGAAUAUGAUGAUGAAGAGAAUGACGAAAGUGAUGAAAGUCAAAGAAUUAAAUUGAAAAUUGAUUGGAUAAGAGAUCAAACUUUCAUUCACAAUCAAAUAUUCAAUUUGUGUUCUCAAAAUUUUGACAUUUUGGCCAGAAAAUUUGGAUUGUGGAAGAAUAGAUCAUUUGUUUUGCAAACGACUGAAUAUGUUGAUCUUGGAACAUUAGAAUAUGUAGAUGAAGAGUUUGGGAAUGACAGAGAAAUUGUCAUGGCAUCUGUCAAAGUAAAUGGAUUUAACCUUGUGUAUGUCGAGUCAGAAGAAUUGAAGAAUGAUAAGGAAAUUGUCAUGGCAGCUGUUACUAGUUGUGGAAGAGCUCUUGAAUUUGCAUCUAAAGAAUUGAGAAAUGAUAUUGAAAUUGUUAGAAUUGCUGUACAACAAGAUGGUAUUGCACUUCAGUUUGCGUCAAAAGAAUUGAAGAAUAAUAAGGAAAUUGUCUUGCUUGCUUUAGAAUCACACCCAAAAUCUUAUGCAUGCAUAUCUCUUGGAUUGAAGAAGGAUAGAGACGUGAUUUUUAAAGCAUUUUCAAAAUCUCUUACCUGCCUUAGUCAAGUUGAUCAGUUAUUUAGCAACGAUAGAGAAUUUAUUCGCACAUUAGCAAAGUUAGAUGGUAAUGUAGCACUGUACUAUGCUUCUGAGGAAUUGAGAAACGACAGAGAGAUUGUAAUUAAAUCCAUUCAACAAGAUCCAUCCGGGUUUAUCUUUGCAUCCAAGGAAUUGCAAAAAGAUAGAGAAAUUGUGAAAUCAGCUGUUAUGAAAAAUGGUUUAUGUUUGAGGUUUUUAUCAGCACAAUUAAGAGAUGACAGGGAAAUUGCAGAAUUGGCACUCAAAUCAUGUGGUUUAAGCAUUCAGUAUAUUUCUGAAAGAUUGAGAAAUGACACUGAAUUUCUUCAAUCAUUGGGAAAGAGAGGCUAUUUAUUGAGAUAUCUUCCAGAUGAAUUUAGAUAUGACAGAGAAAUAUUAUUGGAAUCACUUAAACUUGAUCCAAUCAAUUUUGAUUUUAUUCCAAAUGAAUUGAAAAAUGACAGAGAAUUUAUAUUACAAGCUGCAACAAGAUGUGGAAUGAUACUUUCUUUUGUGAAUGACCAAUUUAGAAAAGAUAGAGAAAUAGUUUUAGCUGCAGUUUCCCAAAACGGGCAUGCAAUUAAAAAGGUCUCUAAAGAACUUUUAGAUGAUGAGGAUAUAAUUCUUAAAGCUGCUGAAACAUGUCAACUGAAUAUCCCUAUUUUUAGUAAUUUUCGGAAAGUAUUAGGAGGAUUGAAAGACAAACAAAGUUGCAUGCAAUUUGCCAAGAAAAGUGGGGAGUGUUUACAAUAUUUUCCAAGUUAUUAUCAAAGAGAUAGAGAGAUUUUGAUGGAAGCUUUAAAAACCAAUGUUGACACAGCAUUCCGCAAUGCUUCUAGUUAUUUAAAAGUGACAGAUAGAUUAUUUGCUAUUAGAGUCGUGAAAAGAAAUGGAAAUCUUUUGGGUCAAAUGUGUUCGAAACAUAGAAAUGAUAGAGAAAUAGUUUCAUUUGCAGUUAAACAAAAUAAGAAUGCAUUGAAAUAUGCAUCAGUUCAAUUGAGAAUUGAUAGCCAGAUUUUGGAAUUGUGUAAUAAUUGA